Messenger RNA from Ostrinia furnacalis (Asian corn borer), 1578 nucleotides. Its product is annotated as carotenoid isomerooxygenase-like. The transcript is spliced from 13 exons. The annotation marks the transcript as partial. Gene Ontology annotation, molecular function: carotenoid dioxygenase activity; beta-carotene 15,15'-dioxygenase activity. The record is from RefSeq and is a predicted model, not a curated record. Lineage: Eukaryota; Metazoa; Arthropoda; Insecta; Lepidoptera; Crambidae. Gene Ontology annotation, biological process: carotene catabolic process; retinal metabolic process.
UCUGCGACAGGUUUUACACAGUAUUUUUUACCAUCGUCAGGGAAAGACACCGUUAUUUUCAUACUUGAAAAGUCUAAAUAAUAUUUUUCAUCGUGCACGUGGGCGCCCCAUCACUGCCAACCUAAGUCGCAGACUAGUCGCUUCUUCGCCAUUCCACCAGAACCUUAUCCAUCAUUGCAAACGCAAACGCGAAUCUGCAAACGAUAAAUUGAAGUGGAAUUUGAUACGAUGGCCGCCUCCGACAAGCUGUACCCCAACUACGACGCCAGCGUGUGGCUGCGCUCCUGCGAGCAGGAGGUCACCGAGCCUCUCGACGGAGAAAUAACAGGCGAGCUGCCGGCAUGGCUGCGCGGGACCUUGCUGCGCAACGGGCCGGGCUCGCUGAAGGUCGGCGACAUGCGCUUCAAGCACAUCUUCGACGGCUCCGCGCUGAUGCACCGGUUCGCGAUCCAUGAGGGAAGCGUGACGUACCAGUGCCGCUUCCUGCAGUCCAGCACAUACAAGCGCAACCAGGCGGCGCAGCGCAUCGUGGUCAGCGAGUUCGGCACCAAGGCCGUGCCCGACCCCUGCCAUACCAUAUUCGACAGAGUCGCAUCGGUGUUCAAGCCAGACGAGACAAUCACCGACAACGCUAUGAUAUCGCUGUACCCCUUCGGCGACGAGAUAUACGCUUUCACGGAGGCACCGGCCAUUCACAGAAUAGACCCAGUGACCCUGGACACGAUGGAGCGCAAAAACAUGAUGGACUCCUUAGCGUUUGUAUGCCACACCGCCCACCCGCACGUUAUGCCCAACGGUGACGUGUACAACUUGGGCAUGUCGCUGGUGAAGGGCCGCGUCAAGCACGUCGUGGUCAAGUUCCCGUUCACGGAGAAGGGCGACAUGUUCGCGCGCGCGCGCGUGGUGGGCAGCCUGCGCCCGCGCUGGCCGCUGCACCCCGCCUACAUGCACACCUUCGGCAUCACGGCGAACUACUUCGUGAUCGUGGAACAGCCGCUGGCGGUGUCGCUGUACGGCGUGCUGCGGAGCCAGGUGUCCGGCGCGCCGCUCGCCGACAGCCUUCACUGGUACCACGACCAGGACACGCACAUCGUGCUGAUCAGCCGCAGCACGGGCAAGGAGGAGCGGCGCUACUGCACGGAGCCGCUGUUCUUCCUGCACAUCAUCAACGCCUUCGAGCGCGACGGCACGCUCGUGCUGGACCUCUGCGCCUACAAGGACGCCAAGGCCAUCGACGCCAUGUACGUCCAGGCUAUCGAGAACAUGCAGAGCAACGCGGAGUACGCGGAGUGGUUCCGCGGGCGGCCCCAGCGGCUGGAGCUGCCUCUGGACGCGACGACGCCGGCGCGGGUGGCCGCCCGCCCGCUGGCCGCGCUCGGCUGCGAGACGCCGCGCAUACACUACGACGCCUUCAACGGUCGUCCGUAUCGCUAUUUUUAUGCCAUCAGUUCAGAUGUUGAUGCGGAAAAUCCUGGUGCGGUGAUCAAGGUGGACACGUGGACGGGCGCCACGCUGACGUGGAGCAGCGCCGACUGCUACCCCAGCGAGCCCGUGUUCGUGCCCGCGCCCGACGCCAAG